AUGUUACCAUCUCUUGAUAGCGCCACAACGGGAAUUUCUAGACCGCAUGUCGAAGCAAAUAACUUCGAGAUCAAGUCGACGUUCAUUCAAAUGAUCACUCACAACCUCUCAUUCAAUGGGUUGCCUAGUGAUGAUCCUUAUGAGCAUAUUAUCAGCUUCUUGGAAUUGUGCAACACUUUCAAGAUGAAUGGGGUACCAAUGGAGGCAAUAUAUCUCAUUUUAUUCCCAUUCUCUUUGAAGGAUAAGGCCAAGAAUUGGUUACAAAAUUUGCCUCGAGGUACUAUCACUAAAUGGGAAGAUCUAGCUAAAAGGUUUUUGGAGAAGUAUUAUCCUCCUUCAAAAACGGGGAAGCUUUGUAUGGCUGUUACCACAUUUGCUCAACAAGACUUGGAGAGCCUAUAUGAAGCUUGGGAACGGUUCAACGAGUACUUAAGGAAGUGCCCUCAUCAUGGAGUUCCAGGUUGGCUAGUGGUGGAAACUUUUUUCAACGGGCUAAACGGAGCAACAAGGAUGACGCUUGAUGCGGCAUCCGGGAGGAGUUUUAGAGCAAAGGAGCCCAAGGAAUGCAAUGACUUGAUUGAAACCAUAGCGGCCAACAAUUAUGAGCGGUCCUCAAUUGAAAAACCAGUUGGAGUCCAUGAAGUUGAAGCUAUUUCAGCUUUACAUGCCAAGGUGGAAGCUCUAACCAAGAAGAUUGAAAAAUUGGCGAUGAUUCUGCAAAUUACAUGUGGCCUUUGUGGUGGGAAUCACGCCAUGGAAGAUUGUAGCAUGAGCAAUGCUCACGUGGUGCAAGGGAUGGAGCAAGCCAAUUAUGUGGCUAAUCAAGGAAGAGGCCGAAAUAAUCCUUACUCUAAUACCUACAAUCCGGGGUGGAAAAAUCAUCCAAAUUUUUCAUGGAGCAACACUCAAAAUGUGGUGAGGCCUCCACCCGGAUUUCAACCUCAAGAACCAAGGAGACAAAGUUUGGAAGACAUGCUAAUGCAACACAUGCAAAAGACCGAUUCGCUUCUCCAAAACCAACAAGCUACCAUCAAAUUAUUAGAGAAUCAUAUUAGUCAAUUAGCACUUUCUAUGUCUACUCGCACCAAUGGGUCUUUGUCUAGCAACACUGAGGUCAAUCCAAAGGAACAAACUAAGGCAAUUACUUUAAGAAGCGGAACCAUACUAGAGGGAACAAAAGUUCCUAAUGAGGUGGCAAUAGAGAAGGAAAGCGACAAGAACGGCAAGUCGGAAGAAAAGGAAGAGGAAGUGAUUUUGAAGCCAUAUGUUCCUAAACUUCCUUAUCCUCAAAGGGUGAAGAAAGUAGAAGAUGACAAGAAUUUCUCCAAAUGUCUUGACAUGUUCCGCAAGAUUCACAUCAACAUUCCGCUUACCGAGGCAAUUUCCCAAAUGCUUAAGUACGCUAAAUACUUGAAAGAAAUCAUCUCAAAUAAGAGAAAAUUUGAUGAUGUGGGAACGGUCACGCUAACCGAAGAAUGUAGCGCACUCAUUCAAAACAAGCUUUCUCAAAAGGCGAAAGAUCCGGGAAAGAUCCGGGAAGCUUCACUAUUCCAUGCACCAUUGGUGAAACGGAAUUUAGUAAGGAAAUUGGGCAUGGUGAAGGAGAUGAGGGACACUACCGUUUCUCUCCAAUUGGCGGACAAGUCAAUUACUUACCCAAGUGGAAUACUUGAAGAUAUCCUAAUCAAAGUCGAUAAAUUCAUAUUUCGUAUUGAUUUUAUUGUCCUUGACAUGGAGGAAGAUAAAGAAGUACCACUCCUCUUGGGUAGACCUUUCCUAGCAACUAGCAAAGCCAUUAUAGAUGUGGAAGGAGGUAAGUUGACCUUGAGAGUAGGCCAAGAAGAGGUAAUUUUUGAAAUGUAUACUUCUUUGAAAUAUCCCAUGGAAUAUGAGGAUUGCUUGCGUGUGGACAUUAUUGACCAUUAUGUAGAUGAAUAUGUUGAGAUAGAGCAUGAACCUUUGCAUGAUGUGAUUUUUGAUGAUCAUGAAGUAAGCCCUUGUGAAAAACAUGGUGAUGAAAAGCACAUUUAUGAAAUACUUCAUAGGGAAUCACAACCGGCCUUACCAUCUAUUUCAUGUCCACCUAAGCUUGAGCUUAAGCAAUUGCCCAUGCACUAA
Messenger RNA from Mercurialis annua (annual mercury), 2118 nucleotides. RefSeq lists its product as uncharacterized. Lineage: Eukaryota; Viridiplantae; Streptophyta; Magnoliopsida; Malpighiales; Euphorbiaceae. The transcript has 2 exons. Bases 1 to 2118 code for a protein of 705 amino acids. The record is from RefSeq and is a predicted model, not a curated record.